Molecule: messenger RNA, 922 nt
Organism: Rotaria socialis
Lineage: Eukaryota; Metazoa; Rotifera; Eurotatoria; Philodinida; Philodinidae
Source: the annotation of a GenBank genome assembly
AUGAACGAUACGGCAAGCAGUUAUAGUAGUAUUCUUAUAGCUGUAUCAUAUCAGUUGAAUAUCUACUUCGGUUCAUUUCUUUUGGUGGCAGGUAAUAUUGGCUGCAUGGGAAAUAUUAUUUUAUUUCGAUCUCCAACUUUGCGUGCACGAGCUUAUUCCAUUUAUCUCUUCUGGGAAGCAGUCUCGGAUUUUCUUUACUUUAACUUUGUAUUGAUGACACGAGUACUUCAAAGAGGAUUUCGAAUUCCAAUUCUUACACGUUAUGAUGUCCUAUGUAAACUUCGAGUAUUUUUAACCGACUGGAGUAAUCAAGUGUCAUUCAGUUUUUUCGCAUUUGCAACAAUCGAUCGGCUUUUAUCUACACAACGUUCAAAUAAAUAUCGCCAGUGGAGUAAUCGUGCUGAUCUGGCUCUCAAAAUCUGUUUGAUAUGUGCGUUCGUUUGGCUAUUAGUUUUCGGUCAUCGAUUGAUUCUAUAUAGUGCUACCAAAGGAGCAUGCAUUCCUCUACCAGGAUUCUAUGCCUAUUUCGAUGCGUACAAUGAAAUAUUUUUCAAAGCAAUAUGUCCACCAACCGUGAUGAUUAUACUUGCUUACUUAUUGAUACAAAAUGUGCGUGGCGUUUCUCAAAGACAGAUUGCUCCCACUAGUAAUGGAACACCAGCAAACUUAACACAGAGAUCAGCACUUCAACUGAUGGAUUCUCGGCUGACAUUGAUGCUGAUGUUGCAGUCAUUCGUUGUUUUAAUAACAUAUAUACCAUUUGCAACUCAACUUAUGUAUUCUAAUAUAACUCAAUAUUGCCCGAAGUCAACUUUGCGAAAUGCUCAAGAAAGCGUUUUCGCUGAAUUAACUCAUUUAUUGUCUUACACAUUUUUUGCCUCGAGUUUCUACGUAUCGAUUAUUACAAAUGUUGGUUUUCGUC